Messenger RNA from Rhipicephalus microplus (southern cattle tick), 1110 nucleotides. RefSeq names its product glycine receptor subunit alpha-2-like. The record is from RefSeq and is a predicted model, not a curated record. Gene Ontology annotation, cellular component: membrane. Gene Ontology annotation, biological process: monoatomic ion transmembrane transport. Lineage: Eukaryota; Metazoa; Arthropoda; Arachnida; Ixodida; Ixodidae. Gene Ontology annotation, molecular function: transmembrane signaling receptor activity; extracellular ligand-gated monoatomic ion channel activity.
AUGACGCUGGAGAAUGCACCAGCCGGGCAACCAACGAACGUGUCCGUCAACCUCGUCAUUUACGAGUUGGGUCCCCUGAAUGAGAAAGACAUGGACUUCCGCGUAGACUUGGAUCUGCAAGAGUCUUGGACUGACGAGCGUAUGUCACUCUAUGAACAUGGUGUCAAUUAUUCCUUCAUCACGAACGAGGGCAGCCUCAUCGGGAGCAUAUGGAAGCCGGACAUAUUUUUCGUGAACGCCAAAGACGCCACAACCCACGACAUCACCGUUCCGAACCAGCUGCUGCAGAUCUUACCAGAUGGCGUCAUCCUGUUCAGCAUAAGAAUUACCCUUCGGCUGUCGUGCCUAAUGGACUUCCAGCUAUUCCCGCUGGACAGGCAAAUCUGCGAUAUCGUCUUCCGCCCAUAUUCUCACACGGACGAAAAGGUGGCAAUUUCUUGGCGCGAGACAAACCCAGUCGUGCUGGAGUUCUCCAACGACGCUCCAGAAUUUGACGUCAUCAAUUUCCAGAUUCAUAACUUCACAAGGUUCCAUAGAACGGGCAACUUCAGCAGCCUCAAGAUGGAGUUCCUGCUGGAGCGGGACCCGGGCUUCUACCUCGUCCACCUGUACCUGCCCCUCACGUUGACCGUGCUCAUGUCAUGGCACGCGCUUUGGCUCAAGGUCGAGAUCCCGCAGGCUCGUAUGGUGCUCACAAUCCAGUGUCUGCUCACUAUCGUGACAGUGUCCAACGGUGCACGCGCUCUGGUACCGCGGGUGUCGUACCUGAAGGCCGCUGACGUCUGGAUCACCGCGUGCAUACUGUUCGUGUACGGCACCAUCUUAAUCUCCACCAUGGUCAACUACAUGGCCAGACUCAAGCUGCGGUCGCUAUGGCUCAGAAAGGCGGACCAAGCCUUUGCCGACGUUUGCCACGUGAUCAAGCACGGAACGCCUUCGGACGACUUCUUGCUGAAGAUGAACCACGCCAACAAGCAGGAGCACCACAGGAACGUCAAAAGGUCCGAGUCGGUCGAAAGGCACGCUCGCUACCUCUUUCCCGCCUGCUUCCUCUUCUUCAACAUCGUCUACUGGCCUUUCUACAUGCUACGGGCCUACGCAUACUUCUGA